Clupea harengus (Atlantic herring) is the source of this 5948-nucleotide messenger RNA. It is a transcript of the gene aff3, whose product is annotated as ALF transcription elongation factor 3. The record is from RefSeq and is a predicted model, not a curated record. Gene Ontology annotation, biological process: regulation of gene expression. NCBI's taxonomy places the organism in Eukaryota, Metazoa, Chordata, Actinopteri, Clupeiformes, Clupeidae. Gene Ontology annotation, cellular component: super elongation complex; nucleus.
UCACUGAUAAACUGGAGUUGAACUGGAGAUGUUGUUUACUAGCAAUAGGCUACACCACAAGCAACUGAACAACACGGGUAUUUUGCUAAUGCCAAACACUGGAUGGGUAAUUGGUGUCUAAUGGGGCGGUGGCUAAUCACUUUCAUUAAUCCAGUUAAUUAAAAAUCUGAGAAUGUAAAGCAUUCUCCUUGAAAUGAGCAAUGUGCUCAGAACGAGUUGUAAUGCAAUCGUAUCCUUUUCCAAAUCGGUUGGCUGUUAUAUUGCGAUAUCUGCCCUCCUCUGUUCCUGUGUGUAUCAUACAAGUGGCUCUCUGUGGCCCGCCUCCACCCUUCGCAAGAUCUUACGGAAACACCGUCUUCGUGAUUCUUCGAUGCGUGACACGGUGACGCUCCCGGCAGUCCAUUGUGCGCUGGUUGUACGCCCCCGUGCUGGCUCGGUAUAGCUAUACUGAGAUGGGCACAAGGAUUGACCAGUGAAGGAAACAUGCCUACUGUGUUUGGAAACAAGGGGAAACUUGCAAACGUUUGCUGUAUGCUUCGACACACAUUUCAGACCACAGGAAGUGAAUCAGGCUGUUGUUCUCCAGACCUUCUUGGGGACAUGACCCAUUCCUGGCCUUCCCUGCAGCCCCCUGGGGGAGGCGGGGCCGAGCGUUUCCUGUACACCUCCAAGGAGGCGAAGCAGCACAGCGCUCAACACAAGCAGGUUCGGGGUAACCCUCACGCGAGGAUGACACACCCACACGUGGCUCCACACAAAUGCAUGCUAGCUGACGACCUGAAACUCAGCAGUGAUGAGGAUGAUGGUGACAAGGGCCACCAGCAAACGGCAUCCUGGACUGAUAAUAGCCGGUUGUCCGGACAGCAGCAGCAGUACGCGCACACACACACACAUGUCGGGAGGGUGAGACAUUCCAGCCCGGGCUCCUCCGGCUCUGAUUCCUCCAGCGAGUCGGACAGCAGCAGUAGCCAGCGCUCGCGCUCGCGCUCGCCCUCGCCGCGCAGUCCCAGCCCAGAGACCCACUUCCAGCCGGGGACGCCCAGCGCCACCAGACCCCUCACCUACGCCCAGGAGACGGCACACCCGUCCGACACCCAGUGGCAGCUGGACAAGUGGCUGGAGAAGGUCCAUCGGAAGCGGGACUCCACAGAACACGACCCGGGAGGGAGAGGAGACAUCUCGGACUCUGAACGCGGGCCCUCCCCAGCCAGGUCGUGGGGACGUAGCUACAGCCCAGGCCAAAGCCCUGCUCCCAGCCCCAAGUUUGACUACAGCCCCAGGCAUAGCCCUCGGCCUAGUCCUGCCUACAGCCCGUGUCCCAGUCCAGGCCGCAGCCCGGUGCACAGCCCGGUGCACAGCCCGUUGCCCAGCCCUGCAGCCAGCCCGGUGCCCAGCGAGUGCCUGAGCCCCAGCCCCAUACGCACACACCGCCCCAGGAGCCCUAGUCCGAGCCUCCCCCCACCACCGCCCUCGGGGUCUGGUCCGUAUCCUCCUCACCAGGCCCAUCACCAGGAGAGCCACAGGCCCCCUAUCCAGACCUCCAGCACCGUCCACAAGCCCAGAGUCAGACCCUGGGUCCCUCCCCAGCAUCACAGCACCGACCCCCCCGGCCACAGGUCCAGGGUCAGCCCCAGCAACCAGCUGCAUUCCAAGCAGGGCUCCACCACCACCUCCACCGCCACCACCGCCACUAAAGCCUCACAUAAGCACUUCAGUAAGGCUAAGGACCAGGGUGUGGAGGUCAGGACGAACCAUAGACCCAGCCCUGCUCCACACGGCAGCCCCAGGCUUCAGGGACAGGCAGGUCCCAGAGCCAGUUCUGGUGAGAAGGCCAGAGCCAAGCAUUCCUCCUCGACGGAGAGAAGCCACAGACAGAGUGAUCACAGACAGAACGAUCACACACAGAGCGAUCACAGACAGAGCGAUCACACACAGAGCGAUCACAACAACAGCCAUAGAUCUGGUGAUUCUGUCCACCAGAAAGCCAGUGAUAAUAGCCACAAAGCCGGUGAACAUAGCUACAAAAGCAGAGAGAAAUCGAGCGAUCGCGUCCAGAAGUCCAGCAACCAUACCCACAGACCCAAUGACCAGAGCCUCAGACCCAGUGACCACAACCACAGACCCAGCGAACGCCGGCACAAACUAAACCACAGCGCCGAGCCCAGCCCCAAGCAUCAAACCCACCCUCGCUCUUUGCCAGGGUCGAGCCGCAACCCUACCUCUAAAGCCAAACACUUGCCGUCCACCGCAGACGGCAGCGGCAAGGCCCUCAGCAGUAGGACCACCUCCAGCUUGGGCCCCAGGCCUGUCCCUCAGCCGGCCUCUUUAGGCUCCCUAACCCUCCAUUCAGUGCCCAAGCGCUGCUCGAGCCCCAGCCCCAAGCCACAGGACAAAGGCAGGAAGGUGCCGGUGCCAGUGCCGGUGCCAUCGCAAACAGCCUGUUCCAAUCCCCCAGAGAGGGAGGCCAGGCACAGGGAGCGAGAGCAGGAGGUGGCCGGGCGUGGAGAGGCUCGUCCUGGGGGCCAGCAGCAGCAGCAGCAGCAGCAGACUGUGAGGGGGCAGAGGAGACUGGCGGAGGAGCAGCUACUGAGACGCCGCUGGGUCCAGAGCUCGGAAGAGGAAGAGGAGGAGAGGGAGGAGGUGCAGGAGGACGAAGAGGGGGCGGCGGUAGAAGAGGAGGAGGAGAAGCACGAGAGGAGGCGGCGGCGACAGGAGGAAGGGGAGCGGGAGAGGAAGAAGAGGAGGAGAGGAGGGGAGCAGAGCAGCGAAUGGCUGGCCGUGCAGCCAAAGCAGAGACCACACACCAACAGCACCCGCCGACGACACCCCCACCACCCACAGCCCACGCAGGACGAAGGUUACGCUGAGGAACAGGGCCAGCGGAGGAAGAGGAGGAGGGAGAGUGAGAAAGAGUCCCAGGCGCACCUCCAGGACACUGCAGGCCAUCACUCUCCACCACCACCCCACUCGCCCACUCCCGUCAUCCUGUCCUCAGAGUCUUCCUCUUCCUCCUCGUCCUCCUCGUCCUCUUCCAGUUCCUCUUCCUCUAACUCAGAAUCGGAACCCGAGGUCGCCGCUGCUCCGGCGGGGAACGUUGCCAAGGUCCGCGCAGACUCCACGUCGCGGCAGCGCGCCGCGGCCAAAAGAGGACGACACCGGCCAGGCCGGACCUCCGAGCACAGGCCCGUUGUGGUCCACCCCAGCAAGCCGAGCGCUGCUGACCCGGCAGAGGGCCCUCAGAGUCGGGGGCAGCACAAACUCUACACCCUGGUUCCGUACGGCCGCAACGAGAAGAGCUCCACCGUAUCCAGCCGAGGCCUGAAGAACCUCCUGGUGAAGAUCGACCUCUCCCUCCUCUCCAGAGUUCCGAGCGUCACGGCGGCUGCUCCGCAGCGGAAAACCUCCUCUUCCUCGUCCUCGUCUUCCUCGUCCGCUAAAACCAAAGACAAAGCAGCCAUGAGACACCUCUACCACCCUGAGCAGGACCCCGCAGACCCCAGGAGGAAGCGCAAGGCUGAGAAUGGAGUCGGCCACAGGGACAGCAAGAGGAGCCACGCACACACUAACCCCCCCUCGCCCCCCCCGCCCAGCGCAGCCAGCCGAGAGCACCUGGACCCCUACCCCAGCUACAGAGCCAAUGGGUACUCAGAUGAUUAUCUGGACUGCCAAAAAAGGCCCCUCUCCCCCCUUUCCCCUCUCUCGGAUACUCCAGAGCCAACCAAGCCCUCCGUGAAGGCACAGGACAAUGACCAGUACUACCCAGACAUGACAAGUCAUAAAGGCCAGAUGCGCAGGACACAGCCUAAGGUGGAGAUGGAGACAGUGGGAGUCUCGGGUCACCCUCAAGGUUCCUGUGAGUCGUGGGCCCCUGGUGUCAACCCAGCCAUGCGCCAUAGAGGAACAGUGCCCUAUAAUGAUGUCUCUCAGCAUGCUGAAUACUACAUGCACGAGGCCAAGAGGAUGAAGCACAGGGCAGACGCUAUGGUGGAUAAGUUGGGUAAGGCAGUGAACUAUGUGGACGCUGCGCUGUCCUUCAUGGAAUGUGGCAAAGCCAUGGAGGAGGGGCCUCUGGAGUCCAAGUCUCCUUACGCCAUGUAUGCUGAGACAGUGGAGCUCAUACGUUAUGCCAUGAGGUUAAAGAGUCACUCUGGACCAGGUGCAACUCAGGAGGACAAGCAGCUGGCUGUGCUCUGUUUCCGUUGCCUUGCUCUCCUGUACUGGCAGAUGUUCAGACUAAAAAAGGACCACGCCCUGAAAUACUCCAAAGCUCUGCUUGACUACUUCAAGAGUUCUCCAAAGGUCCCUCAUAACCCAGCUACAGAAAGUGAUCCUGUAAAGGGCUCUAUGCUUCCCUCCCCAACUCGAGCUCCUCUGGGAAGCCAUGCUGGCAGCUCCACCUCUCCUUUCGUCACCAUUCCCCAGCGCAUCCACCAGAUGGCAGCAAACCACCUCAACAUCACCAACAGUGUGCUGUACAGCUACGAGUACUGGGAAGUCGCCGACAGCCUGGCCAAGGAAAACAAGGAGUUCUUUAACUACCUGAACAAUCUCACCGGCCCCUUGACCCUCCACAGCAGUAUGGCUCACAUUGUGCAGUACACUCGUCAAGGACUACAGUGGAUACGCAUCAGCGCUAACCUGUCCUAGCAUUCUGUCCUGAGGCUCUCUCUCUCUCUUCCUCUUAAUCCAAGAAUUCUGCCUUUACGAUGUCCAAGAACUCUGUCUUUAAUCAAUGCCAAAUAAUACAUCUGUCGCGGACAAGGAAGAGUCUGGGAAACCCAACCCACAGACCGGCCUAAGACUGAGCUUCACAGCCAAAACAUUUUAUUAUCCUUCUCUUGUUCCAAACAAUUGCUUUUGCCUUUGUUUAAUCUGCACUUAUCACUGAAGGGGCCCUAGCUUCCAAUGAAGUCUACGAGGCCAGUCUUUAAAGCUCCUCCUGUCAAAGUCUGCAAUCUGUCUCUGUACUCGGAGCCAAGGCCAGCUCCUUGCCAAAGCAUGUCCCAGGGUGGACUCUCUCUCUCUCUCACACACACACACACAUUGUCUUUCUUUUUCUCUCUCUCUCUCUUUUUCUCGCUCUCCUGCUUUCACUCAAGUGCACCUAAAUCAGGAUCACACCGCCUAAGUCACACAGUCCACUGCCCGCUCAGUCAACCAAGUGCCCUCGCAAGGAACUUAGUUGCCUUUUCUGGAUCCCUUUAGCCUCCCAGGGCAAACAGCACUGUGUAUUACACGCAUAACUAAUUUUCAGGGACUACUGUUUACUGUUCUCAAAGUGUGAGGAGGAAAGGGAUUGGGUGUCUGUGACUGCAACACUUCCCCUCAAAGAUGGCGGAAAGUCAUUGGAGCCGCAUGGUAAAGCAGUUUCCUUGUUGAAGAACCCUGCAGCAGGAAGAAGCUAGCUGUUUCCCAUAGCCCUGUACAGAGGCUAAACUGCAACGAUGCAGCUUUAUUUGACUGUGUCCACUGCUUUGCCAAAUGUGCCACAUAUUGUUUGUAAACAUGUGGUGAAAAGGUCAUACUAUGAGAGGAUAUGCAUGAGUAAGGAUGUCUUUCUUCUACAUGUGGCAUCUGUUUGUGGUUAACACAUUCCUGUAGUUGCCCGUGGAAAAAGGAAAUUAGGGUUUAGCACACAGUGCCCUCAAGUGACCUAACAGUCACACCCAGUGGUUUGCAAUCCAAGUGCAGUUAUCAAAAAGACAAUGAGAAAUUUGAAUGUGAAUAAUCUGUUUUUGUUUUCUACAUCUUUGAUUUUGUACACGUUUUUGUUGUGCAAUAUGUCAGGUUUUGUAUUUGUCAAGACAAAUAAAAUGUCAGAGAUUGCCUGUAGAUGCAAUUGGUAUUUUCUUCCUGAGUAGUCAGCGUAUUAAUUUGUUUUUCCAUCUAUGCAAAGACUAUUUAUAGAAUUGUAAUACGUUGUUAUUAAAGUUUUUUUUUCCAACAGA